This is a messenger RNA of Notolabrus celidotus (New Zealand spotty), 2308 nucleotides long. RefSeq names its product G protein-coupled receptor 186 (gene gpr3). The coding region runs from base 704 to 1696 and encodes 330 amino acids. NCBI's taxonomy places the organism in Eukaryota, Metazoa, Chordata, Actinopteri, Labriformes, Labridae. Gene Ontology annotation, biological process: G protein-coupled receptor signaling pathway. The transcript is spliced from 5 exons. The record is from RefSeq and is a predicted model, not a curated record. Gene Ontology annotation, cellular component: membrane. Gene Ontology annotation, molecular function: G protein-coupled receptor activity.
CCAUAGAGCCAUCACUGGGAUAUCCCUACAACAGUAAAACAAACAGCCCCACAGGACUGCUGAUAAUAUUACUGCCUUAACUAAUAUCUGACCUCUGCUCUUGGUCUUCCGGUGGCGGAGGGUGGCAUGGACAAUGGUGCAAACUGACGCCCGGUUGUUGUGGCGUUUGCUGCGCUCCUCAUUGAACCACACCCCUGUCAAGGAGCGCAGACGUGUUGGGUCUGUCUCUGUCUGCUCGAGGAUCCUGCAGUGUCGACACAGGAUAAACAGUCACCUCUGACCUUACUCUUCCUUCAUCGAGACGACGCAGCUCCAGGUCCCGCUGUAUGACCUGCAGGAUGCGGGACUGCUCCUCCUCUGUCAGGUGACUCAGGUCCAGGGAAGAGUCAGCCAUCUUCUCCUCGAUCCCUAAACUUGGAAGACAGCCACACUCUGUCCAGUUGGGGAACUUCUUUGUGCAGGCUUAUUCAAGCCUGUAGGUCCUGGCUCAGACAGAGACUGGUGCAUCCAACCAGCCGUCCUGCUGCUCCCUGAAAGGCCUCCAUCAGCGCUCUGCCGCUGCUGCAUUCUGGGAUCCACACAGACACCCAGGCAUCAUCAUCACCAUCUCCUUCACAAGUACCUAAUCUGACAAGAAGAGAGAACAAUUCUGGAAUCUGGACUUGCUUCAACAAGGUUGUGUUUGCGUGACUGCUGAUCAACUAUGAUCCUGAACGCCUCUGAUCUGGGCUGGGAUGAGUCCUCAGGUGCUGAACAGUUCUUUCCUCUGGACCUGCUGGAUAGGUCCCCCAAAUAUGAGGUCCCACCCCUCACAGUGUGGGGCGUUGCUCUAUGUGUUUCAGGAACUCUUAUCGCUGCUGAAAAUGCAAUAGUGGUCACCACCAUCUUGGCCACCCCCUCUCUCCGGGCCCCUGUUUUCCUGCUGCUGGCAAGUCUUGGGCUGGCAGACCUCCUGGCAGGUGUUGCUCUGAUCCUGCACUUCCUCUUCCUGUUCUGCGUAGAGCCCAGCGAUUGGUCGGAAUUGCUGACCUCAGGACUGUUGGUGACAUCACUCACUGCCUCACUCUGUAGCCUGAUGGGUGUCGCUUUGGACCGAUACCUGUCCUUGAGCCAUGCCCUGACCUAUGGUUCAAGCCAAUCACGUUACAGAGCUGCAGUCCUCCUGCUGCUGGUCUGGUUGGGUGCAUGCAUCAUCGGGGCAGGACCUGCAAUGGGGUGGCACUGUCUGGGAGAACCAAAAUCCUGUUCUGUAGCACGACCUUUGACCCGGACUUACCUAUCACUGCUGUGUGGUGGCUUCCUAGUAGUUGUAAUGGUAACCCUACAAUUGUACGCUGGAAUCUGCCGCGUGGCAAGACGGCAUGCCCACGCCAUCGCUACCCAGAGGCACUUCCUCCCUGCUAACCAAUCAUAUGCAAGUAAACAUAGCAGUGGGAGGGGCUUCUCUCGGUUGAUCCUGGUGCUCAGUGUGUUUGUGGGCUGCUGGAUGCCUUUCUCGCUCUGGGGGCUGCUGGGAGACGCCUCCAGCCCUCCUUUGUACACCUAUGCCACCCUCGUGCCCGCAGCAGGGAGCUCGCUGUUGAAUCCAAUCCUCUACAGUCUGAGACAUAAAGACAUUCGCAAGGUGCUGCUACAGGCCUGCUGCCCCCACAGAUGCACACAAAACACACACAUACACUACCCCGUGGAUGUGUAGACUGCCAAACCUCGCCAAUCCAACACACGAUCUAUGCCAGACAUAUCACUGUUUGUGUGCCAAGAUACACACAUAGCUGCAUUGACUAUCAUCCAGGUCCAGAACAUGAAGUCCCACACUCACACACUCCCACACAUGCAAGCAGCACUUCUCCAAGAGAUGAAGGCCUCCUGCGAAUCAGAACGUCCUGUAACGUCCUGGCAGGCCGCCAUCUUGGGACUGGAUCAAAACGUACUGUCUUGUGUGUACUUUGUGCCUCAUCCUCAGCCAAUUGUAGAUCUAUCGGAUCCACAAAAUGAAACAAUCACAGGGACAUUACAUGCAUCAACACUCUUGAGAGUGGAUAUAAUGACCAUUGGCACUUUAAUAGAAGAAGAAAUGAUGUGUUUUUAAUGUAAACCUCUCACAGUUUGAGGAUAUAUGUGAUCCAAAGCCCAAUUUUAUUUACUUGAAUCUCUAAAAAACACAUUGUUCUAGACCUUUGAGAUCCUAUUUUGCACAUGCUAUUAAAGGCACUUUGAAAGGUACUGACCGUAUGUUCAUGUUGCGCAGCCUUUUUGAAAUGAAUGAAUAUUUUAUACAAAUGAAUAAUAAAUAUGCUUUUUUUUCUAC